Messenger RNA from Arabis nemorensis, 2544 nucleotides. The record is from the annotation of a GenBank genome assembly. NCBI's taxonomy places the organism in Eukaryota, Viridiplantae, Streptophyta, Magnoliopsida, Brassicales, Brassicaceae.
AUGGGAGGAGUGAAGAGGAAAUCCAGCUCGAAAACCCUAGCUAAGGGAAAGAAGAAGAAAGGACCUCACUUGCCCAACUCAAUACUCAGAACCAUUGCGAACGAGAAACGUCCUUUGAACUCUGACGAAGAAGACGAUGAGAUCGAUUCCGAUGAUGGUAACGGCGGCGACUUGUAUGAAUACGAAGAAGGUGUCCCUGAGGAAGAAUCCGGGAAAAACAAACGUUACGGCGAUGUCGAAAACUACGAGUUCAAGUUUCCGGAGAAUUUCAAGGAUGAAAAUGUGGAGUCAGAUAAUGAUGAUGAGGAUAGUGAGAACAGCGACAAUGGUGAAGGCGAUAGACACACACGAAUGUUGCAUGCUCUUACUGGAAUGCCAAGUGCAGCUUUUGAAGAGAGUAAAAGCAAACCUGUACUCGUCACUGAAGCAUAUCCAGAGUCUGAAUUCAAUCCUACCCGUGAUGUUCUGGAGGGUAAAGGUCUCAUCACAAUGGAAGACCUUUUGGCGCCUCUUCAAGGAAAACCUGGGUAUAAUCAACUAAAGAAGAGGAUCUCCCGGAUAGAGAAAGAUACUCAAUCUGUUGUUCAUGCUCCUUUGCCAAAGCCAGAACGAGAAAGACUGGAACGGAAAGUGGUGCAAAAAGAAUUUGACAAGGAGAUGGAUACGUGGGUGCAUCAGGUAAAGAGGAAUAGGGAGGCACCAACUGUUUACUUUAACCAAGAUUUCAAUAUUGGGUAUUCUACGGUUGGCGCAAUAGCAUCAGAAUUUAAACCCAGGACUGAAUUUGAGAUGAAAAUGGCUUCUAUACUCAACAAUAACGAGGUUCGGGAGGCUCACCAAGAAGAUGGUGCUAAGCUUCUUGAAUUGAACGAGGCAAGUUCUGUGGUGUCUAUGGAAGACCACAUCAAGGACCGUAACCACAGUGCUAAGAUGCGGAGCCUGCUCUUCCGUCAAGAUUUAAAAAGUAAACGAAUCAAGAAGAUUAAGUCUAAAACUUAUCAUCGUCUUAAAAAGAAAGACCUGAUGAAAUCAGCAGUGGGAGGAGCAUUAAUGGACCCAGAAAUGGCUAAAGAGGAGGCUUUGAAGCAAGAGACUAGACGAGUAGAGGAACGUGCGAGGUUAAGGCACAAAAACAGAGGAAAAUGGGCCAAACAAGUGUUAAGACUUGGACUGAAUGUGAAAUACGACGGAACUCGGGCAGCUAUGGCUGAACAACUUCAGAUUAAUGCUAAUUUGUCCAGAAAGAUGAACUCCAUGAAAGAUGGAAGUAGCAGUGAUGAGAGCGAUGAUGAAGAUGAGUUGAAUGAUGGUUCAGAUCAGGAUACUCCUUCUAAAUUGAUAGCAAAAGCAAAGGAGAAGAUACUGGAAACUUUGGAAGAUGAUGAAGUGCCCAACACUGGUGUUCUGUCAUUACCUUUCAUGGUUCGCGCUAUGAAAAAGAAGUCCGAGGAAGCUAGGGAAGAAGCUGAAUGUGCACUUGAGGAGUUGGAGAACUCUGGUGGAGCAGAAAUCCCUAAAAAAUCCGUUAAUGUUAGUGGUAGAAGAGUGUUUGGUGCAACCACUAAAGUUGAAGUUCCAAAAGAGUCUAAGAAGGAUUCAGACAACUUUUAUGACAACAGUGAUAGUGACAAUGAUAUGGAUGGCAUAAAAGAUAAUGACUUGGCUGUAAAAGAUAAUGAUUCACCUGCUAGAAACACCGGAACCAUUACAGAAACCGAGUUCGAUGAUAUUGCUGGAAAUCCAGCAUCUAAGACAACAUUUGAUGUUGCCAUACUUGUUCCAGACUCCGGGAAGAAGAUGGCAGGCUGCAAAAACACGGAAUCCAAAAAACCUUCAAAGACUCAUGUACCCAUUUCACAAGACCAAGAUAAAAAGGAAUCAAGAGACGAAGAAAGUGAAGAUUCAGAUAGUGAACCAGAAAUGGUGGACGGGAUUUUGACAUCUGCUGCGGAGGAAACCUUUGAAAUUCCUUCUCAAGCAGAGCUUAUAAACCGUGCUUUUGCUGGUGAUAAUGUCGUUGAUGAAUUUGAGAAGGAUAAGCAAGAGGUUCUUAAUCAGGAAGUUCCUGAACCCGAGAAACCGGUUCUAGUUCCUGGUUGGGGACAAUGGACCAAUAUCCAAAACAAGAGAGGUUUACCUUCAUGGAUGGUUAGAGAACAUGAGGAUGCCAAGAAAAAGAGAGAGCAAGCUCUCAAAACAAGGAAAGACGCACGUCUUAAACAUGUUAUCAUAUCAGAGAAAGUUGAUAAAAGGGCCGAGAAACUUCAUACAAAGACUCUACCUUUCCCUUAUACGUCGAAGGAAGUUUUUGAACAUAGUAUGCGUAUGCCUAUAGGACCCGAUUAUAAUCCCGUGACUACUGUUGGAGAUCUAAACCGACCUGAGGUUGUGAAGAAAGCUGGGGUCAUAAUUAAACCGAUCAAGUUCGAGAAAGUGAACCCAAACGAGAAAGUAGACGAUGAUGAACACCCUCGAAGCCAACAGAAACAAAGACCCAAAAAGGACACAAAUUUUGAUCCGAAGGGAAAAUGUUUUGCUUUGUAA